CCCGCCUCUUACGGGGCCGAGGCGUAGGCCGGAAUCCGGAAGGAAAACAAUCGGGUGAGCCUGAGCUGGCCGGGACCUGCUGCCCGAGAAGUGCGGAUCCGUCCAGGACCGGCUGGGCCGAGUCGGCCGGGCCUCCGCGUGGGGACGAUGGAGACCGUGAACCCACUGAAACCGACGGAACCUAAAGGCAGGAAGCUCAGCAUACAUGUCGUGACAUGGAAUGUGGCCUCUGCAGCACCCCCUCUAGACCUUGAUAAUCUCCUUCAGCUGGAUAACCAUAACCUGAAUCUGGACAUAUAUAUCAUUGGUUUGCAGGAAAUGAACUGUGGGAUCAUGAGCCUCCUUUCUGACACUGCCUUUGAAGACCCAUGGAGCAGUUUCUUCAUGGAUGUGCUUUCCCCUCUCAGCUUCGUCAAGGUCUCCUAUGUUCGCAUGCAGGGGCUCCUCUUACUGGUCUUUGCCAAGUGUCAGCAUUUGCCCUUUAUCCAGAUCCUCUCUACUAAAUCCACCCCCACUGGCCUCUUCGGGUACUGGGGGAACAAAGGGGGCGUCAACAUCUGCCUGAAACUUUAUGGCUAUUAUGUCAGCAUCAUUAACUGCCACCUGCCCCCCCACAUGGCCAACAAUGACCAGCGGCUGGAGCACUUUGACUGGAUCCUGGAGAUGCAGAAUUUUGAGGGACUUGACAUCCCCAACAUCCUGGACCAUGACCUCAUUGUCUGGUUUGGAGACAUGAACUUUCGGAUCGAGGACUUUGGGUUGCACUUUGUUCGAGAAUCCGUAAAAAGUCAGUGCUACAGUGACCUGUGGGAGAAGGAUCAGCUCAGCAUUGCCAAGAGAUGCGACCCACUGCUCCGGGAGUUCCAGGAGGGCCCCCUGCUCUUCCCACCUACCUACAAGUUUGAUAAGAACUCCAACAACUAUGACACCAGUGAGAAAAAACGCAAGCCUGCAUGGACUGACCGGAUCCUGUGGAGGCUGAAGCGGCAGCCCCACACUGACUCCUGUGCCCCCAGGCUGCCGGCCCAUCACUUCUCCCUGUCUCUGAGGAGCUACGUCAGCCACAUGAUGUACACCAUCAGUGACCACAAGCCUGUCACCGGCACCUUUGACUUGGAGCUGAAGCCGUUGGUAUCUGUCCCACUGAUCACCCUGAUGUCAGAAGGCUUGUGGACCAUGGAGAAUGACAUGCUUAUCAGCUACUCAUUGACCUCAGACUUUCCCAGCAGCCCCUGGGACUGGAUUGGACUGUACAAGGUGGGGCUUCGACACAUUAACGACUACGUGUCCUAUGUCUGGGUCAAAGACAACCAGAUCUCCUGCAAUGGGCUGAACCAGGUUUACUUCAGUGGCAGCGACAUCCCUGAGACUGAGGGUCAGUUUCUCCUCUGUUACUAUAGCAACAGCCUACGUUCAGUGGUGGGAAUAAGCAGUCCCUUCAAGAUCCAGCCUCGAGUCUUCUUGGCGGAGGACCCACUGGGUGAAACCCAACCACAGAUCUGAGCUUCAGUGAGGGGGAAUCCAGGGCGGAGGCCAGAGCUGGCAGCCAGCUCUACUCACCACUUCCAGGAGCGCUGGGGGCCCAGCCAGCCUUCUGAGGAGGCAGCAAGUAUCCUUCACCUCCCGGGGGGAGCUCUGGCCACACACUCCUUUGCUCUUUCCACUCCAUAUCUGUGGAAGUGGCCACUUAAAUACAGACUUUCGUUGCUGAGAUGUGAGUGAAACCAGCUAGUGUGUAAACAGUGAAGACCUGGGGACAGUCCACCGGAUGUGGGAGGGACCCUCUAGUCUACGUCUCAUUUCUUGAUUUUCCCCACACACAGUUCCAGUCCCGCCCAAGCAGGCCCGGCAGGCACAUGCCCCAUCUGGCACAGGCCUGCAUUCUUGUCACUUCAUCCUGGGCCUCAGGCUAUCUGGGAGGGGGAGUUGCUCACAUUUGUACAGGCUUCAUAGACUAGUUGGCACAAGCAACACUGGGUCCCAGGAGUCUUGUCAUCUCAUUGCCUUUCCCCCUGAGGGAUGGGAAGGAAGUGUGGGAUCCUUGCUUUCAGCAGAAGCAGUAUGAUUAAGUUGACAGGAUGGACAGGCCCCGUUACCCAGGCUCUUACGUAGGGGUUGUGGGCAGGUUGAGUGUCCUGCCUGCAUCCUCCUGCCCCCAUGGAGUGUGACCCAGAAAGUUCCAGACCUGAAGAGAGAAUUGGACCCAGGUUCACUUCUGCUGGGGAUUAUGCCCCCAACCUGCCAUCUUGUCAAGGGUUAGCAGGUGGUAGAGGAGCUGUGGCCACGGGUUUUUCCACGGUGGUCUGCGCAGUGGAGCUCUUCUGCGCCUACCCUUGUCUGAAGUCAUUAGCCAGAAACCUGCCCUCUCUCUAGACCACUCUGGUACCUAGAAGGGGCAGGCAGAGAGGAAGGCUGGAAUCAAGACGUUUGGCAGAAUCUGGCCCUUGGGGUCUUCAGAGAGCAUUCUCCAGGUGCUGUGUGGACAUGGCUGUCCCUACUCCUACCACUUGCCUCCAGCUGCUGGUCACUCAACAGCUCUUCUCCCAGGAAAAAACACCUCAGGGAGUCUGCUCUGUGACUGUCACUCGAGUCCUACAACCUGAAACUAAGGAACACUCCAGUUGCUCUGCAUUCCAUACUCCACCCUGGGAGCCAUGUGUACCAUGGAGAGCUGUCCCCCUGGCUCCUAGCGGGCUUUGGAUGUAUGUGUUCUGUCUGUCACAUCGAGGGAUAAUUAAAAACAUGGCUUUUACA
This is a messenger RNA of Miniopterus natalensis, 2754 nucleotides long. It is a transcript of the gene INPP5K, whose product is annotated as inositol polyphosphate-5-phosphatase K. NCBI's taxonomy places the organism in Eukaryota, Metazoa, Chordata, Mammalia, Chiroptera, Miniopteridae. Gene Ontology annotation, molecular function: phosphatidylinositol-3,4,5-trisphosphate 5-phosphatase activity; phosphatidylinositol-4,5-bisphosphate 5-phosphatase activity; inositol bisphosphate phosphatase activity. Gene Ontology annotation, biological process: negative regulation of insulin receptor signaling pathway; negative regulation of peptidyl-serine phosphorylation; phosphatidylinositol dephosphorylation. The record is from RefSeq and is a predicted model, not a curated record. Gene Ontology annotation, cellular component: ruffle; plasma membrane; cytoplasm.